AUGAUUAACGAAGCUAAAUUCGAAUUGUUAAAAUAAAUUGAUUAUUGGACUCAAGAUCUACAAAAAUACGAAAAAUAACAUGCUAAAGAGAUUGAAUUGUUUUACUUAGAAAGAUUGGCAAUUACAAAUAUGAAUAUCUCAAAUAUGGAAUAGAUUAUUAGAAAAUACGAGCUAUUAAAGAUGGUCUAUUAGGAAAUAACUAAAAAUCAUUCAUAAAAAUAUUCAGAUGAUACCUUCAAUACCUUAUAUAAUAAAUAUUGCAAUGAAAAGAAAAGUAAGCAAUCAGCAACUUAAUCUUAAAAAAAAUCUGUUAAUAAUUGUAGCACAGUUUAAAAUAAGGGUAGGAGAUCAAAUUAAAAUAUUAAUAUCAAUACAACCAAAGAAUAAAAAAUAACUAAUUAAUAAUCAACAAUCGAACCAAACCAAAUUAUUGAUGAGUACAUUGAUGAGAUCGACUAUUAUGCAGAUAAAGUCACUCAUUUGUAACAUUAGAUUGAGUAGCAUUCCCAUGAAGAAUUAUUAAGUUAAUUACAGUAAUUGUAAUUAGAACAGGAGGGCUUACAAUCUGAUUAUAAUACAAUCAUAGAAGAGAACGAAAGAUUGAAAACAGAGAUCUAAGACAAUCAACAGAGAGUGAAUGAAUUGAGAGAAUUAUAAUUAUAAUUGAUUGAUGAAUUCAAAUAAUUUAAUUGA
Molecule: messenger RNA, 693 nt
Organism: Paramecium tetraurelia
Lineage: Eukaryota; Ciliophora; Oligohymenophorea; Peniculida; Parameciidae
Exons: 2
Source: RefSeq, a predicted model, not a curated record